AUGGCCCUGGUGACCCUCCAGCGCUCCCCCACCCCCAGCGCCGCCUCUUCGGCCAGCACCGGCGAGUUGGAGGUUGGCAGUGAUGAAGAUCGCAAGUUAAACCUCAGUUUGAGUGAGAGCUUCUUCAUGGUGAAAGGAGCCGCUCUCUUUUUACAGCAAGGCAACAGUCCCCAAGGUCAUCGAGGCCUUCAGCAUCCUCACAAACCCGCAGGUGACCUGCCUCAGCAUCUUCAAGUAAUGAUCAAUCUUCUGCGCUGCGAGGACAGAAUCAAACUGGCAGUGCGUUUGGAAAGCGCCUGGGCAGACCGCGUCCGCUACAUGGUGGUGGUGUACAGCAGUGGACGGCAGGACACUGAAGAGAAUGUCUUGCUGGGAGUGGAUUUCUCCAGCAAGGAGUGUAAGAGCUGUACCAUCGGGAUGGUGCUGCGAUUGUGGAGCGACACAAAGAUUCAUCUUGAUGGAGAUGGUGGAUUCAGUGUGAGCACAGCAGGAAGAAUGCACAUUUUCAAGCCAGUGUCUGUCCAAGCCAUGUGGUCUGCCCUUCAGGUCCUGCACAAGGCUUGCGAGGUAGCCCGGAGGCACAACUACUUCCCCGGAGGGCUGGCGCUGAUCUGGGCCACCUACUACGAGAGCUGUGUUGGCUCCGACCAGAGCUGCAUCAACGAGUGGAACGCCAUGCCCGACCUCGAGUCCACGCGCCCCGACUCCCCCGCCCUCUUCGUCGACAAACCCACGGAAGGAGAGAGAACCGAACGCCUCAUCAAAGCCAAACUCCGCAGCAUCAUGAUGAGCCAGGACUUAGAGAAUGUGACUUCGAAAGAGAUCCGGAAUGAAUUGGAGAAGCAGAUGAAUUGCAAUUUAAAGGAAUUCAAAGAAUUCAUAGACAAUGAAAUGCUGCUUAUUCUGGGACAGAUGGACAAGCCCUCACUUAUCUUUGAUCACCUUUACCUGGGUUCUGAGUGGAACGCUUCUAACCUGGAGGAGCUGCAAGGUUCGGGUGUUGACUACAUCUUAAAUGUAACUAGGGAAAUAGAUAACUUUUUUCCCGGCUUGUUUGCGUAUCAUAAUAUCAGAGUCUACGACGAAGAGACCACAGAUCUCCUUGCCCACUGGAAUGAAGCGUAUCAUUUCAUCAAUAAGGCCAAGAAGAACCACUCCAAGUGCCUGGUGCAUUGCAAGAUGGGCGUCAGCCGGUCGGCGUCCACCGUGAUCGCCUACGCCAUGAAGGAGUUCGGCUGGCCCCUGGAGAGGGCCUACAGCCACGUCAAGGAGAAGCGCGGCAUCGCCAGGCCCAACGCGGGCUUCAUGCGGCAGCUUUCCGAGUACGAGGGCAUCCUGGACGCCAGCAAACAGCGUCACAACAAGCUGUGGCAGCAGCAGGCCCACAGCCACCUCCCCACAGCGGGCCGGUUCCACCCCUCCGGGCCCGGCGACUUUCUGCUGGACAGCCUGGACGUUGACCUGGAGAGCUCCCUGGUGGGCUUGGGGGACCCCCAGGCCCCCAGAGGACGCCCCUUUCCCCCCUGCUUCCGCCGCCUCUCUGACCCCGGCGCCUGCAAUGCGCUCUUCCAUCUGGACGACCUGGAGAGAGAUGCCCUCCUGGAGGAGGACGAGGAGGAGGAGGACGGGGCGGGACGGACCGCCUUGGUCUCAGAGCCCGCCGGUCCCCGGCUAGAGGACUCCGGCGAGGAGGAAGGGGAGAAGGGGGUCCCCACGGCCUUCGGAGAGGAGAUGGAGAGAGACGAGGUCCCCGGGCCGCUGGGAGAGGCUAGCCGCCCCAACCUGGAGAACCUGAACAACAACAACAGCAAGAGGAGCUGCCCCGAUGACUUUGAGAAUGACGCCAUAUUUGGGAUCCUGAGCAAAGUGAGGCCUUCCUACCAGUCCUGCGCCGACUGCAUGUACUCUUCGGCCCGGACGACCUCCGAGGCCUUCGGGGAACCGCGGGAGAGCUUCGGGGCUCCCGCCAUCUGUACCCAGCCACCCCUCCUGCCCCAUCUCCCCCCGGCCCCGCCGAGCCGGGACCUCGGCCUCCGGGGCCCGCGGACUCUGGCCCGCCUGAACGCGAGCCCCCCAUCCCCGGGACCUGAUCCCGGUCGCUGGGAACCUCCAGAGAGGAUCGAGGAGACGCCCAAGGGACCCCGGAGACUCCUGCCCAAGAUCCUGCCUCUGGAGAAGAACUCUCAGCCGGCCAAGGGCCCACCCGGCCUGGAAGCGGCCUGGGAGGAGCCGCCGCCCCCCAAGAAGGAUGUCAGACUGCCCAGAGACCCCCGGGUCCAGCUCUUCAGUCAGGAGCUGGCCAAGUCCAACUCCACCAGUUACCUGAUGCAGCACCAGGAGUCCCUCAUCCAGCUGCAGAAGGCAGGCCUCGUGCGCAAGCAUACCAAAGAGCUGGAGCGCCUCAAAGGGACGCCGGCCGAGGCCGCGGCCCCCAGCGUGCCGGACCAGGGUUGCCCCUGGCCCCCGGGACUGGCCGGCACCCCCCCGCAGGACGGGUCGCCUCAGAAACUCAACGCCCCGGCACGGGCAGAUCUCUCGGGCAGCUUGACGAGAGACUUCCUGAAGACCAUCUGCUCCACUCCGCCCUCCUCCUCCCGCAGCUCCAACCUGACCCGGAGCUCCAGCAGCGACAGCAUCCACAGCGUGCAUGGGAAGCCGGGUCUGGUGAAGCAACGGACCCAGGAGAUCGAGACCCGCCUGCGGCUGGCCGGCCUGACGGUCUCCUCCCCGCUGAAGCGUUCCCACUCCCUGGCCAAGCUCGGGAGCCUCGACUUCUCCUCGGAGGACCUGGCCGGGGAAGCCGACGCGGCCGGCGGCCGGCGGGGCGAACCUUCCCUGUUGCCCGAGCCGCGACCCCUGGUCGGCCCGGCCUCGGGUCCGGUAAGCCCCCUGGGGAACCUCGAGAGCGCCCCGUGGCCCGGAAAGAGUUGACCCACAUUUUCGUCUUCCUGGGCGUCACGGUUUUGCCCAUCUCUCCCUCCCUUCCCUCUCCUCCUCUCCCAUUCGCUUUGCACCCUUAUCGG
Molecule: messenger RNA, 3023 nt
Organism: Tachyglossus aculeatus (Australian echidna)
Lineage: Eukaryota; Metazoa; Chordata; Mammalia; Monotremata; Tachyglossidae
Gene: SSH1
Product: slingshot protein phosphatase 1
Biological process (GO): negative regulation of actin filament polymerization; protein dephosphorylation; actin cytoskeleton organization
Cellular component (GO): cytoplasm
Molecular function (GO): protein tyrosine/serine/threonine phosphatase activity; actin binding
Source: RefSeq, a predicted model, not a curated record